AGUUCUUCUCAACUUUUCAUUACAAUCAUCAAACAAACAUCCAUGGAUACCAGCGCGAUAAACAACAAAAUUUCUCAUCUAACCUUCCCUAGCCCUCACAGGAAAUACUUGCACCAUAACAAGAUCAUAUCCUUUACUCCUUUUAUGUCACUAAAACCAUCAGCUCACAAAGUACUCGAGGUAACAAACGUGCCAAAGAUAACUAGCUACCACGAUACAUGGCUUGAUCUUAUGGCCAUUAAUCAUCUCUCUCAAAACCUACAAGCUGUUGCAGGCAUUCAGAUAGAAGAGAAAGGUUAUGAUGGUUUGUUGGAAACUUGCAAAGAAGUGACUGUGAAGUUUGAUCCAGUGCAACAACGAAAACUCAGCUUGGAAGGUCUUGCUAGAUCCAUUCCUAAGGAAAUUUUUCCUUUGUUGAGAGCAUUGGUACCACAUUGUAAGUUUACAAGAGAACUCCUAGCCAAAUUCACAGGCUUGUUUUUUUCUUGGUUAGUUGGACCAUCUGAGUUGAAGGAAUCAGAGUACAAAGGAACAACAGAGAAGAACGUGGUGCACGUAAAGAAAUGCAGGUUUUUAGAGAGCUCAAAUUGUGUAGGAAUGUGCACAAACCUCUGCAAGUUUCCAACUCAAACAUUCAUCAAGGAUUCUCUAGGAAUGCCAAUCAACAUGGUCCCUAAUUUUGAAGAUAUGAGUUGUGAUAUGAUAUUUGGUGAGGAACCACCAGCACAAGAUAAAGAUCCUGUUACAAAACAAUCUUGCUAUAAACUAUGUAAAAUGACUAAAAUCUACCAUUUUUCAGAGAAAUCAGAACAUUAUCCUAGCUAGAAAAAAAUAUGUUUAUGUUUCAUUGUUUGUUUUCAGGUAAAAUCAGUAAGAGGCACACUACUGAAAGGUGCUCCUAAUAUGAUCCAAUGGUACCACCAUGGUCCAUGGCCGCGACACGUAUGCUAAAGGCUCUCAAUUUGAUCCUGUAGGAUAUGAAAUCUCCACGAACACUCGGUCAGUUGUGCAUUAUGAAGACCAUGAUUAGAAAAUUGGACUUAAAUGUUGAUAUUAUACUGUGAAUGAUGUAUUAGCCGUACAAUCUGCAAUUGCAUUGUGGACUUGAAACAACUAAGUUGUUGUAGGCCCUUGUGUUAGUUAAGUGCAUAAAAGGCAAAUGAAGUUAUAGAAUCGGCAAUUAAAUUUAUUUAUUUUGUGACUAUGGGCAUAGAUGAUUAGGAUU
This is a messenger RNA of Chenopodium quinoa (quinoa), 1225 nucleotides long. Its product is annotated as beta-carotene isomerase D27, chloroplastic-like. The transcript has 6 exons. Lineage: Eukaryota; Viridiplantae; Streptophyta; Magnoliopsida; Caryophyllales; Amaranthaceae. The record is from RefSeq and is a predicted model, not a curated record. The coding region runs from base 43 to 825 and encodes 260 amino acids. Gene Ontology annotation, molecular function: iron ion binding.